Messenger RNA from Diuraphis noxia (Russian wheat aphid), 651 nucleotides. RefSeq lists its product as uncharacterized. The record is from RefSeq and is a predicted model, not a curated record. Lineage: Eukaryota; Metazoa; Arthropoda; Insecta; Hemiptera; Aphididae.
AUGGUACCACCAAAUUCUGACAUAUUGCAAUCGUUUAAUUUGUGGCUGGGCAAUCAUAAAACCGUGGACGGUGGAAAAUGCGGUGACAAAAAUAUGGACCACUUCAUGUUCGAUUGUAUGGCGAAACACCCAUUCUUUACAGAUGAAGACACACUCGAGGGUUGGUAUGUAAUGUUAUACGACCGGAUGGCCAGGUGGUCUGGGCGUCAAGACUACAGAUGUGCUUUAUAUGAAACAGUCAAAGAAGACCCACCAUUGAUCAACAUGGUAAUUAGUGCGAACCAAUCGUGCCAUGGUCUUUUAAAGAGAAUUGAACAACCUGAGCAUACCGUUCCUAAGGGACUCCGUCAUUUUUCUGAUGGGUCGGUAGCUCUUCAGUUCAACAAAGACUUGCCACAAAAGCGCGUACGGAGAAAAAUACAGUCAGAAGUAGAAAGUGGCGGAUACAGAAAGAAAAGGGAAUUGGUUAUCGAGGAAGAUCGUAUCAAGAAAGGCAUAAAUAAUCGAAAAAAGAGGUGUUACUAUCCUAAUCAACGUGAUGAGCUAAAAAGAAUAGAACGUGGUGAAUCGAUAUAUGUUAACAAAAUUGGUCAAAAAUACCCCGACUCUUUGAACAAAACUGCAACUACUCCGUCCAAAGUCGUACAAUGA